AUGUCCGAACCGAAUAACAAUGUUGAAAGUAUUUUAACUGCAAUACUCAAAAACGACAGUAAAUAUGUGGUCGAACCACAGAGUAGAGUAGAAGAAUUACUCUUAGCGAUAUACAAAAAUGGUGGCGGUGGAGCAUCAUCAGCUGAUAAGUCUGCUAUAGAUGAGAUAAAAGACGAAUUUUACGCAGUCGUAGAGAAUUUAGAAAAACUUGAGACAGCUAAGAAUGAUAUAGCUAAAGCUAUCACAAGCAAGGGCGUUGAAGUUGCUGAAGGUGAUGGGUUGGAAAAGUUUCCUGAAUUAAUCAGAGCAAUUAGCGAUGGAUAUCCACUGCUUCCUUCUGAUUUAACAUAUAAUGGAAUUGCUAAAAUUGUUAGAAGUGGUAAGGCUGAAGAUGUCUUUAAGAUAGGCGAUCAAAUUGUUACUACAUACACAGAUACAGAUGGAAAUCAGUACGAUAUGCCUUUUGAUGUUGUUGCUUUUAGAGAGGUUGAAUUAGAAAACGGUUCAAAAGUACCGGGGAUGAUAAUACAGAGCCACUACGCUACUGUUGAAGAAAUACAGUUUGACGCACCUGAACCUUCGUCAUCUGAUUCAAUUGUUAAAUCAUAUGGUUGGAACAGAUGGAUGUAUUCUGGUAUCAGACAGUGGUUAAACUCAAGUGCUGAUAAAGGUUUAUGGUGGACAUCAACUCAUACUGGUGAUGUUGCACCAUCACAGUUAAGUUCUGUAAAUGGUUUCAUGAAAGGAUUUAGUUCCGACUUCAUCAGUAUGCUGAAAAAGACAAAGCAUGAAACUGCAUUAAAUCAUGUUUAUCCAUCAGGUUCAAAAACUACAUAUAUUUAUGAUACAACAUAUGAUGUGUUCUUCCUUCCAUCUGCAAAAGAAGAACAUUUUAAAUGGAGUGAAUAUCCUAACAGAUGGGAUGGUUCUGAUAGAGAAGGCUCUACAUGGGAAUACUGGAUUCAGAGAAAGGGCGAAACCCCACAGGAUUAUGGUCCAGACUUUGCUAACACUAACACUAUUAGGUACUCAUUAGCAGAUAAAAGCACAGCCAAACAUAUUUGGUUGCGUUCAGCUAAUCGUGACUACUCGAGCUACGAGACCUAUGUUCAUACGACAGGUUACUACACCUGCUACUAUAGUAACAGUAGAAUUGGUUGCGCACCAGCUUGUGUAAUCUCUCCGUCUGAAGCAGCAGAGUUAGAAUACCUUCGUGCAAAAGUUGCUCAGAUGGAUGACACUGUAGCUGAACAGGAUGAACUGUUAGCUAUAUUACUUCUCAACGAGGAGGAAUCAGAAUGA
This is a messenger RNA of Cylicocyclus nassatus, 1302 nucleotides long. The record is from the annotation of a GenBank genome assembly. NCBI's taxonomy places the organism in Eukaryota, Metazoa, Nematoda, Chromadorea, Rhabditida, Strongylidae.